UCUAUUUAAAGAAGUUUCUGUGAAGUUUCUUUAACAUUCUAUCAUUAUUGAUGAAUUCAAAUAAUUAUGUUGGGCUCCAAGUUAUACCUGUUUGGGAUUAUCUUCAUCACUUUGGUUGCCUGGAUAGAUGCUGAAUCUGACUAUUAUCUAUGCAAAAUAGAGACAUACGACGCCUCCCUCAAAGGAACGAUUUCAAGUCCACUUUAUGGCAAGCUGUCCUAUCCAAUUAGUGUUAAUUGUAAAUACAAAAUUAAAGCCCCUCUAGGACAGAUGAUUAAAAUAACUUUUAAGGACUUCGAUUUGUAUCCAUCAAAAUAUUGCUACCAUAGGCUUGUCAUCACUGGGAAAGAAGGGAGAAUCAUUGUCGUACUCUGUGGCAAUCAACUGCCGAGACCGAUACUUUCUGACGAAGGAGAGGAUCUUAAGCUUGAAUUUUAUACCGAUUUCUAUGGCUCUGGUAGAGGAUUUCUUUUGGAAUACGAAUCCGGUCCCGAUCUCCAACUCUGUGAAACAGGUGAAUCUGCCUGCGCUAACCGUAACUGUUUCAAACCCGAGAAAAAAUGCGAUGGAGUGGAUGAUUGUGGAGAUGGAACUGAUGAAGAGAAUUGCAAUUUCCCUGUAGUGGUUUUUCCCAGGAAUUGUGGGGUCCAGAUAAUCAAGCCGAAGGAAGGAUAUGAUCGCCUUAUUGGUGGGGAAGAAGCCACGCCCAACAGUUGGCCUUGGCAAGUGUCUCUUAGCAAUGCUAAGAUUGAACCGAUCGGUCAUUUCUGCGGCGGAACACUUAUUAAUAGCCUUUGGGUGCUGACCGCUGCUCACUGUAUUGCAAGGAGAUAUGCUGCAAUGAAUAUUAUCGUGGGAGCCCAUAACUUGGGGAACACCACUUCCUACCAACAAACUCGUAGAAGUGUCAAAGUGAUUGCCUUUCCUGAGCUCAAAGGAGAAAAGAUAAAAGAUUAUAGAGUCGAUCUUGCUCUUGUCAAGAUGAACGCACCGAUCACUUUCAACGCUGGUGUUCAGCCAGCCUGCUUGCCUGACUUCAGCUUCAAACCUCCAGUGCACUGGCAAUGCUAUGUAACGGGCUGGGGAGAGACCAGAGGCUCUGGUUUCUCAAACAGUUUGAAACAACUUCUGGUAGAAGUACGACCUGAUGAGGAUUGCAAAGGCAUGUACGAGAAAGGUACAGGGGUUUGCGUCUGGAAGGCAAAGCAGGGUGUCUGCCACGGUGAUAGUGGUGGACCAGUUCAAUGCCAAGUCGCUGAAAAGUACUAUGUAUUCGGCGCAUCUAGCGCCUUUUAUAGCAGUUUUGUGUCCAAGUGGGACGACACGUCACGCUGUGCGGGAAUGCUUUCACAGGGAGGUUACGCAGGCACCCAUGGAAGAAUAAAAUGGAUAAAAUACAUAAUUGAAAAGUAUACAUGAAUGAUGUGAGAUCAAAAAAUUUCAAUGCAAUUAUGAUUUCUUUAAAAUAAUAAAAUAGUUUAUUUCUU
Argiope bruennichi is the source of this 1487-nucleotide messenger RNA. RefSeq names its product chymotrypsin-like elastase family member 2A. The coding region runs from base 67 to 1419 and encodes 450 amino acids. Gene Ontology annotation, biological process: acrosome reaction; proteolysis. Gene Ontology annotation, molecular function: serine-type endopeptidase activity; protein binding. Lineage: Eukaryota; Metazoa; Arthropoda; Arachnida; Araneae; Araneidae. The record is from RefSeq and is a predicted model, not a curated record. The transcript has 9 exons.